Colletotrichum truncatum is the source of this 1458-nucleotide messenger RNA. RefSeq names its product transporter C1683.12-like protein 13. Gene Ontology annotation, molecular function: transmembrane transporter activity. Gene Ontology annotation, cellular component: membrane. Lineage: Eukaryota; Fungi; Ascomycota; Sordariomycetes; Glomerellales; Glomerellaceae. Gene Ontology annotation, biological process: transmembrane transport. The record is from RefSeq and is a predicted model, not a curated record.
AUGGCUUCUGAGAAGAGGCAGCCGCAGGACCUUGAGUCCAAGCCCAAUGACAACUUCGUGGAAGUGUCGGGAGAGGAUGAGAAGGGAGGCGUGCUUCAGUCUGGCGCAGAUUACUCUGGUGCGGUCAAGAAGACUAGCCCUGAGGAAAUCGCACUUGUCCGCAAGCUUGACUGGCGGAUUAUGCCAACACUUUGGUGCAUGUAUUUUCUCAACUACCUUGACCGAAACGCCAUCGCCCAAGCUCGACUUGACGGUCUCGAAAAGGACCUCAACCUCGAAGGCUCUCAAUACAAUACAUGCAUUUCAAUCCUCUUCGUUGGGUACCUCUUGAUGCAAGUCCCUUCAAACAUGCUCAUGUCGUCUGAUCGCAUUCGUCCAUCGAUUUACAUGGCUGUUUGCAUGAUGGCCUGGGCUAUAGUCUCUGCUUGCACUGCUCUGGCAAAGGAUUACACAGGCCUUGUCAUUGUUCGCUUCUUCCUGGGUGUUACCGAGGCUCCGUUCUAUCCGGGAGCCAUUUACAUGCUGUCCAUUUUUUACACCCGCAAGGAGAUCGCCACGCGUAUUUCAAUUCUCUACUCGGGGAACAUCUUCGCCACCUCUUUCUCUGGUCUCAUCGCUGCAGCUGUCUUCAACACUGUUGAUGGAAAUCACGGCCUGAAGGGUUGGCAAUGGCUCUUCAUUAUCGAAGGCUGCCUGACUUUCGGCAUCGCCAUUAUCGGCAUGUUCACCCUGGCUGACAGUCCUCUAACCACCCGCUGGCUGAAACCCGAGGAGCGCCAGCUCGCACACGAUCGUAUGGUUCGGGACACCGUCGGCCUCGAAGAAAGCAAGGGCGCCAGAGCUGGAUUCAAGCAGGCGAUUCGCGAUCCGCGUCUCUGGUUGUUGUGCUUUAUCCAAAACAUGCAUCUCUCGGCUUGCUCUUUCAACAACUUCUUUCCCACUGUGGUCGGCUCUUUGGGCUUCAACCCCACGAUCACACUUGUACUCACAUGCCCUCCUUAUCUUGUCUCUGGAUUCUUCGGCUACGCCGCAGGACUGACCUCCGGCAAGUACAACGAGAGGACCUGGCAUAUCACCGUGUGCAUGAGUAUGGCUAUCGUGGGUUUCGUGAUCUCUUGCGCAACGCUGAACACCGCUGCGCGCUACGUCUCUUGCUUCCUUUUCGCAUCAGGCGCAUACGCUGUCAACUCUCCCAUUCUGGGCUGGGUAUCCGCGACCCUGGGUUCCACACCCGAAAAGAAGGCCGUCAGCUUGUCGAUCGUGAAUGUCAUCGCCAACGCAUCAUAUGUGUACACUGCGUACCUUUACCCGAAGAGCGAUGGUCCCCGCUAUUUGACUGCCAUGGCUAGCAAUGCCGCAUUUGCAUUCGCAUGCAUUGUUGGCACAUGGGCUCUGCGAAUCUGGCUAAUUCAGACAAACAAGAAGAUGGACUCCGGCGCUCCCAAGUACGCGUACUAA